GUUUCAAUUUAGACCAUACUCCUCUCUCAGUCUCCUCUUUUCCAGGCUAAACAUACUUGGCUCCCUCAACCCUUCCUCAUCAGGCUUGGUUUCCAGAUCCUUGAUCACAUUGGUCACCCUCCUCUGCACACGUUCCAGCUUGUCCACAUCCUUCUUAAAUUGUGGCGCCCAGAACUGGACGCAGUAUUCCAGGAUUUGCUAGCACCUCUCAUGAGGACAGACGGAACUGGGCAGAAGAACAAGGGCUUUCUUCUGAUCUCUUGGAGGCUUCCUGAGAGCCCAGAUGGAUGAGCAAGACUCAGCUGGCAGUGAAGCAAUAAGAGGCCAUGCCAUCAAAACAGAGAGCAGUGGGGCAUUUUUGGAAAACUCUGUACAGAAGAUCCUGGGGGAGGAGGACACCGUUUGCUCAGAUAUGAAGAGCAAGCAGUUCAGGCAGUUGUGCUACCAGGAGACCAAAGGACCUCGAGAGGUUUGCAGCCGACUCUACAACCUUGACUGUCGGUGGUUGAAGCCAGAAAAGCGCACAAAAGCUGAGAUGCUGGACCUGGUGAUCUUGGAGCAGUUCCUGGCUGUCCUUCCACUGGAGAUGGAAAGCUGGCUGAGGGAAUGUGGAGCAGAGACCAGUUCCCAGGCGGUGGCCCUGGCCGAAGGAUUCCUCCUGAGUCAGGCAGAGGAGAGGAAGCAGGCAGAGAGAAAGCAGGAAAAUGAUCUGUUUGCAGAAAUGGACAUUGAUUCCUUUGAGACAGAGAGGAUUCCAUUCGACACCAAAGAGAGACCAACGGGUGACAGAAGGAUGCCAGCAAGACCUCCUCAUCCAUCUUUCCAUGGUAGCGGAGAGGAAGCAGUGGCUGUAGAACCAGAUGAGGGUCCAGUGUGCUUUGAAGAUAUAGCUGUUCAUUUCACAGACGAGGAACGGGCUUUGCUGGAUCCCGACGAGAGAGCUCUGCAUAAGGAAGUCAUGGAGGAGAAUCGUGGGAUCAUGGACUCGCUUGGUGCUGAAGAAUUGCAAAUGAAGAAUGAGGGAGACCCCGACAGAAUCCAAACACAAGAGAAGCCGCUUAAAUAUUCAGGGUCUGGAAAGAGAUUGAGUCAGAGCUCCCACUCCACUUCCAAUCUAACAAAUCUCUUGGGGAAGAAACAAUAUCAGUGUUCGGAAUGUGGAAAGAACUUCUGUCGGAAAUCCAACCUCACUUCUCAUCAAAUAACUCACAGCACAGAGAAACCAUAUCAGUGCCAAGAAUGUGGAAAGAGUUUCAGUUGGAAGAGAAGUUUCACUUCCCACCAAAAAAUUCAUACAGGAGAAAAACCCUAUCAGUGUUUGGAAUGUGGAAAGAACUUCAGUCGAAAGGAUGCUUUCACUUUCCAUCAAAGAAUUCAUACAGGGGAGAAACCGUAUCAGUGCAUGGUAUGUGGAAAGAGCUUCAGUCGGAAGCAAAGUCUAACUUUCCAUCAAAGAAUUCAUACAGGGGAGAAACCCUAUUCUUGCUUGGAAUGUGGAAAGAGCUUCCGUCAGAAGGAUAGUCUCACUUCCCAUCAAAGGAUUCAUACAGGGGAGAAACCAUAUCAGUGCUUAAAAUGUGGGAAGGGGUUCUAUGGGAAGAAUAUGCUCACUUCUCAUGAAAAAAUUCAUACAGCGGAUAAACCCUAUCAGUGCUUGGAAUGUGGAAAGAGUUUCCGUCAGAAGAGUGAGCUUACUUCCCAUCAAAGAACUCAUACAGGGGAGAAACCAUAUGAGUGCAUGGAAUGCGGAAAGAGCUUCACUCACAGAGCUGGUCUCGUGUACCAUCAAAGAUUCCAUACAGGGGAGAAACCAUAUGAGUGCUUGGAGUGUGGAAAAAAGUUCAGUUGGAAGAAUAUGCUCACUUCCCACCAAAUAAUUCACACGGGGGAGAAUCCCUAUCAGUGCUUGGAAUGUGGAAAGAGCUUCAGUCGCAAGGAUAGUCUCACUCUCCAUCAAAGGAUUCAUACAGGGGAUAAACCAUAUCACUGCUUAGAAUGUGGAAAGAGCUUUACCCAGAGGGCCGCUCUCAUGUCCCAUCAAAGAAUUCAUACAGGGGAGAAACCAUAUAAGUGCUUGGAAUGUGGAAAGAACUUCGCUCACAAAGCCGGUCUCAUGUCCCAUCAAAGAAUUCAUACAGGGGAGAAACCGUAUGAGUGCUUGGAAUGUGGAAAGAGGUUCAGCUGGAAGAAUAUGCUCACUUCCCACAAGAUAAUUCACACAGGGGAGAACACCUAUCCGUGCUUAGAAUGUGGAAAGUACUUCAGUCGGAAGGAUAGUCUCACUUCCCAUCAAAGAAUUCAUACAGGAGAGAAACCUUAUCAGUGCUUGGAAUGUGGGAAGGGGUUUUAUGGGAAGAAUAUUCUCACUUCUCAUCAAAAAGUUCAUACAGGGGAGAAACCCUAUCUUUGCCUGGAAUGUGGAAAGAGUUUCCGUCAGAAGAGCGAGCUCGUAUCCCAUCACAGAAUUCAUACAGGGGAGAAGCCAUAUCAGUGCUUGGAGUGUGGAAAGAGGUUCACUCACAGAGCUGGUCUCAUGUACCAUGAAAGAACACAUACGGGAGAGAAACCAUAUGAGUGCUUGGAGUGUGGAAAGAGGUUCAGCUGGAAGAAUAUGCUCACUUCCCACCAAAUAAUACACACUGGGGGGAAUCCCUAUCCUUGUUUGGAAUGUGGAAAGAACUUCAGUCGGAAAGAUAGUCUGACUUCCCAUCAAAGAAUUCAUACAGGGGAGAAACCUUAUCAGUGCCUGGAAUGUGGAAAGAGCUUCACUCAGAGAGCCAGUCUUAUGUACCAUCAAAGAAUUCAUAUGAGAAGGAACCAUAUCGGUCCUUGGAAUGUGGAAGAGCUUCAAUCAGAGGGCCAGUCUCACUUCUCAUCAAUUAAGUUACCGUGGGGAGAAACCAUAUAAGUUUUGGAAUGUAGAAAGAGCUUUACCCACUCACCGUCAAAGAAUUCAUAUGUUGGAAACUAUGGAAAUGUUUGUAAUGUGAAAUGAGCUUCAGCUGUAGCUCCAAUUUCACUUUCCAUCAAGAAACUCACGAGUAGAAUCAUAGAGUCUCAGAAUUAUAGAGCUGUAGCAUUUGAGAGGACUCUUGUGUGUUGUCUAGUCCAUCCACCUGGAAUGCAGGAAUCUACACUAUGGCAGAUGAGCAUGCAACCUCUGCUUAAAAACCUCCAUGGAAGGAGAACCCACCUCCUUCUGAGGCAGCCUGUUCCACCGUUGAACAGCUCUUACCCAUAGAAGGUUCUUCCUGAUGUUUAGUCUGAGUCUCUUUUCUUGUAACUUGCAUCCAUUGCUUCAGGUCCUGUCUUCCAGAGCAGGACAAAACAGGCUUUCUUCAUCUUGUCCCCUCUUCCAUGAGACAGCCCUUGAGAUAUUUGAAGAUGGCUAUUAUAUCUCUUCUCAGUGUCUUCUUUUCUAGGCUGACCAUUCCUCAUAAGGCUUGGUUUCCAGACCCUGGAACAUCUUGGUCACCCUCCUCUGCACCCAUUCCGGUUGGCUUGUUUUUUGUUCCUGUUCCAUGGUGUCAGGGACUGGGCAGAGGAGGAAUGGUGGAGACCACCUCCCCAGCCUGAUCUUUCCAGAGAUGAAGACAGUUCAGAAUUACAAUAGGGGUUUGAGGGAGGUCACAGCUCAGAGGCAGAUGAGGGGGAAAGCUGGGAAAUAAGGGGAGAUGAGGAGGAGGAAGAGGAAUCACCAGGAGGGCAAUAGCUGACAGACACAGUGUCUUGAGAAAGCAUUCUAGACCCCCCUCUCCCAGACCCCGGCAAGCCUUGAAAGUACAGUGGUAGCUCGGGUUACAUACACUUCAGGUUACAGACUCUGCUAACCCAGAAAUAUUACCUCGGGUUUAGAACUUUGCUUCAGGAUGAGAACAGAAAUUGUGCUCUGGCAGUGCAGCAGCAGCAGGAGGCCCCAUUAGCUAAAGUGGUGCUUCAGGUUAAGAAGAGUUUCAGGUUAAGAACAGACCUCCAGAACGAAUUAAGUUCUUAACCUGAGCUAUCACUGUAGAGCAAAGGGCCCUCAGUGCCACCCAUAGGGGAGAAGGUGGCAAAUGAGGGAGAAAAAGGGAAGAAGAAGAAGAGUUUGGAUUUGAUAUCCCGCUUUAUCACUACCCGAAGGAGUCUCAAAGCAUCUAACAUUCUCCUUUCCCUUCCUGUCCCACAACAAACACUCUGUGAAGUGAGUGGGGCUGAGAGACUUCAGAGAAGUGUGACUGGCCCAAGGUCACCCAGCAGCUGCAUGUGGAGGAGCGGAGACACGAACCUGGUUCACCAGAUUACUAGACUACCGCUCUUAACCACUAUACCACACUGGCUCCCAGGGAGUGGAGAAUCACACAGGACAACACCAUUAGUCCCAGAGGCUGCGUUCCAAGCCUCUGUCUGUAAAUAUUGAAUAAAAAGCAGAUGGUAAGGACUUUUCAUUGUCUGUUCCUGGCAACCUGCUGUAGGGGCUGUUUCCUCUGCUGCCUGACAUGUAGACUAGUCUGACUUUUAUUGUAUGUCAAAAAAUUCAUUAAAUUUCCUUCUGCCCUC
Messenger RNA from Podarcis raffonei (Aeolian wall lizard), 4539 nucleotides. RefSeq names its product zinc finger protein 260-like. The record is from RefSeq and is a predicted model, not a curated record. Gene Ontology annotation, molecular function: RNA polymerase II cis-regulatory region sequence-specific DNA binding; DNA-binding transcription factor activity, RNA polymerase II-specific. The transcript is spliced from 6 exons. NCBI's taxonomy places the organism in Eukaryota, Metazoa, Chordata, Lepidosauria, Squamata, Lacertidae. Gene Ontology annotation, biological process: regulation of transcription by RNA polymerase II. The coding region runs from base 284 to 2908 and encodes 874 amino acids.